UUUAUUUGGAGUGCCGCAGCAACUGAAUCGGGCAGCUCACUCACGUUUGUAGCGGUUUCUCAAACCAAGAACGGGUAUUGUAACCAUUACUGUAUUGACCUUUGGACAGAAACCAAGGUUUUGAUACAAUUAUCCAUAGUUUUUACCACAGAGAUGGUUGUAAUAGUAUCCAUAUAGUAACAAUGGUUUAGUAAUAUUAUAGUAAUACUGUUUGAUUGUCCGAGUCACUUGAAUGUUGCCAGAGAUUAUUUAGAACUUGAAGGUUUCCACGACAACGCCGCCUACAACACACAUGCACGAGCUCCUGCAGCGCGUCCGUUUCUGUAGCAACGCCGAACACGCUGACACGAGCACGUCAUGGUCCGAAUCAGCGAGGAUCUGAUCCGCCGCAGAGCAGAGCACAAUAACGGUGAGAUCUUCUCCCUGGAGGAGGUUUCGCUCCAUCAGCAGGACAUUGAGAAGAUAGAGCACAUCCACAAUUGGUGCAGAGACCUCAAAAUCCUCUACUUACAAAACAACCUCAUUCCUAAGAUAGAAAAUGUGAGUAAACUGAAGAAGCUGGAAUAUUUAAAUCUGGCACUGAACAAUGUUGAAGUCAUUGAGAAUCUAGAAGGCUGUGAGAGCUUACAGAAACUGGACCUGACAGUGAAUUUCGUGGGUAAGCUGAGCAGUGUGGAGUCUCUGAAGCAAAACCUUCAUCUUAGAGAGCUCUACCUGGUGGGGAACCCCUGUACUGAGUUCCAGGGAUAUAGAGAGUAUGUGGUUGCAUGUCUGCCUCAACUACAGUGGUUGGAUGGGAAAGCAAUCGGACGAGCUGAGCGUAUUCAGGCCCUGCAAGAACUAGAUGAAGUGAGGAGGCGUGUUUUAGAGCAGGAGGCGGAGUACUUAGAGAAAAGAGAGAAACAGAAGGGGAGUGGCUUGAGAGAAGAUCAGUGCCAAGAUCAGAGCCAUCCUCAAAUAAACCAGUCAGUCUCUGAGAACCAAAAUGGGACACAGACCCACCAGAACCAAGAUUCCAGCUCAAAGUCUGAUACAGACACAGAGGAUCAGGAAAGGGAAUUCUGGGAAAAGCCGUGUCCAUUCACACCAGAGUCUAGGCUAGAGGUUUAUCGCCAUCUGGAGGAGAAAAAACAGGCAAAAGACAGAGAGAGGGAGAAGCCUGAAAUCAAACUCCCCAGAACUCUGAUUACUGCAGAGGGAAGAGUGCUGAACAUCAAUGAGCCCAAGAUGGACUUCAGUCUUACCGAGGAUGAGAACAACAACUGCAUGUUGCUGGAUUUACAUGUUUACAGACAUAUGGAUACCUCACUGCUGAAUGUGGAUGUUCAGCCAACAUAUGUGAGAGUGACUGUCAAAGGAAAGGUGUUCCAGCUGGUUUUGCCUGCAGAAGUGAAACCUGACAGCAGCAUAGCACAGAGAUCCCAAACCACCGGCCAUCUGCUCCUCACCCUGCACCUGGCACAUGGAGAGGUAAAACCCAAGAAACCCAUUGCUAGGCCGACCAGUGUGACCCAUAACCAGAAUACAGAGAAAGAGAAAAGGGCAGCGCCUGGGCGUGAAUUAUUGGAGGUGGAACCUGGUAAAAGUCUGACUGAGUGUCUUGCCAACAUUGUUCCCAAAGGAAAGGACUUUUCCUCCAAACCAAUGCAGUUCUCACAGCCACAGCAUCAUUGUGGUGUCGAGGAGAGACCUUUAUCAAAAGACUUUGUGGAUGAUCCAGAAGUGCCUCCUCUCAUUUGAGCGAUACAGAGAGAGAAGGAAAAUAUGUUAUGAAAUGACACAGCAAGAGAGCAUAAGUGAUAAUCACACACUCUGCUGAGCUUGUGGAAAUGUUUGUGUGAUGAACAAAUGUGAGAUAUAUUUAGCUCUCUUCAUUAGACAUAAAAUCAAGCAGUUGAGUAACUGUCAGUCCCGCUGGCGGAAUUUUUUCAGAACCAUCAUUGUGUGUUCUCUCUCAUAUGCACACGCAUACUCAUUUACAGUCAUGUCUUUCUGCUAUAGGAAUGAGCAAUUAUUUAACACUGUGUGUACUCCAGAUCAGAUCAGAUGUGUCACAACAAAUCUAGAUCCUUUUGUUUAGUUGCAAGUGCAUUACGUAAUGUUACGUGUGGAGAAGAGGUCAGGCUUUUACAGAACUGCCAAGUGAUGAGAUCAUAUCUUUGCAGUAUUUCUAUUUUCUGGAAAGCAAGCAUAUACUCACCCUAUAGUUCACACUGUUUACAGCUUACACACACAAAAGGUCAAACACAUCACAGAACACACACAUUCUUUACAGCUCACACUUAGCAUUUACUUCAGUGUUUCAGUGUUUCAUUCUAGAGUAUUGAAGGCUGUGUCCUUUCCCCGCAUGCUUUAUGUAUGUAUGUGCAGGUGAAUUAUCGCUAUGUGCAGAUGGGCUUUGCUGCUUUCAUUUCCACCUUUAUUAAAAACUCCUGUCAGCAGAUGAGCAAUUUACUUUGCUGCUGACUUUUAAACAUCCCUGUGCUGUGCUGGACUAAAUCUUAUAAAAGCCAGAUCAAAGACGCUUUGGAGAAUGCAGUAAACCCAUUACACUUCAGAGCAUAUCAUUGAUAUAUCAUUUUAAUGAAAUACUUUCAGGCUACACACAUUUAAAAUAAAUAUACAUAUAAUAUACACACAUACAUGUCCCUGAGUAUUCAGUGCUUAUUGUCAGCCAGUUUCUUAACACAACAAAAAUGUUUGUGAA
Xyrauchen texanus (razorback sucker) is the source of this 2707-nucleotide messenger RNA. It is a transcript of the gene dnaaf11, whose product is annotated as dynein axonemal assembly factor 11. Lineage: Eukaryota; Metazoa; Chordata; Actinopteri; Cypriniformes; Catostomidae. Gene Ontology annotation, biological process: outer dynein arm assembly. Gene Ontology annotation, molecular function: protein binding. Gene Ontology annotation, cellular component: cytoplasm. The record is from RefSeq and is a predicted model, not a curated record. The transcript is spliced from 12 exons. The coding region runs from base 358 to 1740 and encodes 460 amino acids.